UUUGGGACAUAUUUUUUGAUCUGAAAUCUCAAAGCAGCAUUUUUCUUCUUCCCCCUGUAAUUUGAAUUUCCAUGAAACAGGAACUCUUGAUUCUGCUCAAAGUUGAAAAUUUUUUGCCCAUUUCUGAUCUUUAGGUUGCUGAAGGAUUUCUAUUCUCUCUUGCAAACUUUUUGUUCUUAGUUUUGAAGGUUUAUAGUCAUGAGCCUGCCUGUUACUUAUUGGGUAUGGGAAUCCAAUCUGUGGUUUAUGGUGAUUUUACUGUCUGACUGUAUAUAUUAGAAGGGAAAAUCCACAGUGCAAGGAGGCUGCAGUAAAAGCUGUAAAUUUGAGUUUUGGAAACACUCAAGGUGUGGUAGAAAUGGAAAAGGAUCAAUUUUUUUGUGGGCCUGCACUGUUGAAACUGUUCUUAUCAUGAGGCCGUUGGUGACUGGGAUUUUGUUUUUGUUAGAAUUGGUAAUGGCAGUAUGAGUGCUCUUGUGUAUUCAUCAUAGGCUUUCUGGGUUUUUCUUCUUUGUUUGAUUCUCUCCAUGGUCUCUUUCACGUUUCACAAUCCAAAAACCCUAAUUACCAUUCUACUGCUGUAUUUACCAUCACCAUAAAAUUAUUCUUUUUUCCCUUUUCAAAAACUGCCAUUUAUUACAUCUCUGAAUUUAUUAUAGCUUUCAGAUAUUUCUCAUGGUCUAACUGAUACUUAUUGCCUUUUCAUUCAUCAAUAGGUCAGCAAUUCACAAGAUUCCAAUUUUUUAAUUGUGGAGCAAAUCACCAUUGAAAUCUUCAUAUAAUUUUUAUUGGAGGUGAUCUCUGGUUCAGCUACCUUGGCGUUUUCUCAGUUUUGCUUACUUCUAUGGUCUGAGCUGACACAUCUGCUUCCCAUUAUUUAGCCUACCAUAAAAAAAGUUGUUGUUGAUACGCACUUCUGAAAUAAUUUGGAUCCAAUUUCCAAGUAUAAUUCUAGAAAAUACAUAGUUUUGAAAAUAGUUUAGCAUCAAUUUUUUCAGCAGUUUGGCAGAUUCCUUUUUCUCUUCUUCCUGUGGAUAAUAUACUGGUUAGCUGAUAUAAAGAAAGCUAGAUGACUGUGGAUGAAGAGGGUAGUAGCUCCUUGUGGACACGAGAGCAGGAUAAAGCAUUUGAGAAUGCAUUGGCAACUCAUCCUGAGGAUGCUUCAGAUUGGUGGGAGAAGAUUGCUGCUGAUGUACCAGGAAAAACCCUAGAGGAAGUUAAACAUCACUAUGAGCUCUUGGCUGAAGAUGUUAAACAGAUCGAAUCCGGCUGUGUGCCUCUACCAUGCUACAAUUCUUCUUCAGAGGGUUCAACGAGUCAUGCCGGUGAUGAAGGAACUGGUAAGAAGGGUGGACAUACUGGGAAUUAUAGCAGUGAGUCUAAUCAUGGAAGUAAGACUUCAAGGUCAGAUCAGGAACGCCGGAAAGGGAUUGCUUGGACAGAGGAUGAGCACAGGUUAUUUCUUCUUGGUUUGGAUAAAUAUGGGAAAGGCGAUUGGCGAAGUAUAUCUCGAAACUUUGUUGUGACAAGAACACCUACACAAGUGGCAAGCCAUGCACAAAAGUACUUCAUCCGUUUGAAUUCAAUGAACAAAGAUAGGAGGCGAUCAAGCAUUCAUGAUAUCACCAGUGUGGGCAACACAGACAUUUCGGGAGCUCAAGGGCCAAUCACUGGUCAAGCAAAUGGUUCUGCCGGAGGAUCUGCAAGCAAAUCAACCAAGCAACCCCCACAACCUCCAGCUGGUCCUCCUGGAGUUGGAAUGUAUGGAGCCCCCACUAUAGGACAACCAGUAGGGGGACCGCUUGUCUCAGCAGUUGGCACCCCAGUAAAUCUUCCUUCGGCUCCACACAUAGCAUAUGGUGUCAGAGCACCUGUGGCUGGAGCCAUGGUUCCUGGUGCACCAAUGAACAUGGGUCCCAUGCCAUACCCCAUGCCACAUACAACUACUCACAGGUAAUAUGCUUGUUUAAUUGCAACAUGUACAAAAAGGACAGAAACUAUGUAGCUUUUGUGGUUUUGUAUGGAUCAUUGGAGAUCCCUUAGAAUAUUUUGCAAGCAAGUUUAAUAUGCACCACAGUCAUUUGUCUAAAUCUCGUAUCAAAUAAGCCAUUAUUGGUUUUGGGGGGGGAGGGAGGAAGAAUUACAUGAAUCUGUAUAGCCAAUUGUGAAAGAGGUGGUGGCAAUAUUUAUGAUCAGGACGGACAAGUAUUUUGUUGCAUAUAAAUGAAAAUAAUUAGUGUUAAAGCAAAUAGUUAGUGCCCAAAAAGUAGUUUUAUGGCUUAGUUGUAAAGGACCGUCGCAUAUUAUACUGUCUUCGGUAGCAUAUUCAAGCCACUACAUAGGCUUGCUAUUUAUUCAUUGGAAUUGUUUUCCUUUUCUCU
Molecule: messenger RNA, 2381 nt
Organism: Ziziphus jujuba (common jujube)
Lineage: Eukaryota; Viridiplantae; Streptophyta; Magnoliopsida; Rosales; Rhamnaceae
Product: transcription factor SRM1
Exons: 2
Coding region: 1070-1957 (295 amino acids)
Molecular function (GO): DNA binding
Source: RefSeq, a predicted model, not a curated record